ACUUUCACUUGCUACUCUUUUUGUUGACUUUGCGACAAGAUAUUGUACCAAGUCAUCUCAUUCAACAUAUGUUUUAUUUUGUUAGGGUUAAUAAGCCCUACUGCCAGUGACGGCUAAGGAGGAAGUGUGGAGAACACAAAAUGGCAAGUAGGGCUCCUCCCUCCCUCGGGGAGACCCACCAUCGGUCAGAGAUGAAGAUUGUGCUAAUUGGGGGAAGACAGAUGUGGGAUAUAGAAGCCAGCGGGAAGAGUUCAAUAGGAAACACCAUCCUGGGCAUAGACAUCUUUGAGACGGGAAGAAGAACUGCCCAAUGUGUGAGCGGACAACGGUAUGUGUAUGGGAGGCAGAUAACUUUGAUUGACACCCCAGGCUGGUGGUGGGGUUAUCCUGUAGAUAAUACUCCCAAAUUGGAUCAAUUGGAAAUCAUGAGAAGUGUAUAUCUAUGUCAUCCUGGACCCCAAGCCUUUCUCUUGGUCAUUCCCGUGGACACCGUUUUUCCCGACAUAUUCAAAAGAUCGUUACAGGAACACCUGGAGCUAUUCAAUGAAAGACUCUGGAGACACACUAUCGUGCUGUUUAGUACAAUCACUCCCCCCAAUGACAUAAGUUUACAGAAACACAUAGGAGAUUGGCCGGAUCUUCAUUGGCUUAUUAAGAAGUGUGGGAACAGGUAUCAUGUUCUGAAUAUCAAUAACAGGGGUGAUGACACCCAGGUCACAGAGCUGCUGGAGAAGAUAGAAGAAAUGGUGGCAGGAAACGAUGGCAAUCAUUAUGAGACAGACCAAGCUCUGUCUGAAGAGCUGGAAGAGAAGAGAUUAGCAGUGAAUGAAGUAGCCAAACAGAUGAUGGCUAAGGUACAGAAACAAAGGACCAGACUCAGAGCGCUGAUCAAAGGAGAGGCAACUAGCCCAACAUACCUCAGGCUUGUGAUUGUUGGGGCACAAUGGGCUGCCAGGAGCUCAGCAGGAAACACCAUUCUGGGGGAAGGUGUGUUUGAUGUUGCUGAUAAUACAAGAAGAACAGUGCACUGUGUGACAAGACAUGGUGAAGUAGCAGGGAGGCAGCUUACGGUGGUUGACACACCAGGCUGGCACUACAAUAGUUCUCUACAGAACACCUCCAAGAUGGAUAGAUUUGAGAUAGUGCACAGUGUGUUUCAAUGUCCUCCAGGACCUCAUGCGGUCCUUCUGGUGGUUCCCUUUGCAACAGCAUUCAACAAAUCAUAUAAAAGAGCUGUUGAGGAGCACAUGGGUCUCCUCACAGAUGCAGUCUGGAAGCACACGAUUGUGCUCUUCACACGAGGAGACUGGCUGGGAGACACAACUGUUGAGCAGCGCAUUGCGAGUGAAGGGAAGGGUCUUCAGUGGCUCAUUGAGAAAUGUGGUAACAGAUACCAUGUUUUUGACAACAAGAAUCGAAGUGAUGAAACACAGGUAACCGAGCUGCUGGAGAAAGUAGAGGAGAUGGUGGCAGAAAACAGAGGUUGUUCUUAUGAAAUUGACAGAGAUGUUUCAGCAGACUUGGAACAGAAAAAGAGGGCCGGAAAAGAAAGAGCUCAAAAGAUCACGAUGAAGGUGCAGAGACAAAUGACGACACUCAGAGAACUGUUUAAAGGGGAGGAACAAAUAUUCUCUGAGGAUGAGUUGAGAAUUGUACUUGUUGGGAGAAGAGAGGCUGGGAAGAGUGUGGCAGGAAACACAAUACUGGUUGGAGAGUUGUUUCCGACAGCUUUGACCAAGGAAUUCAGAAUUCAAAACAGAACUAUGCAGUGUGUAAUGCAACAAAAGAGAGUUGCUGGGAUGAAGCUCAAAGUUGUAGAUACACCAGGCUGGUGGAAGAGAACCCCACAGGAUGCACGAGAUUGGGUUCAAGAUGAAGUGGUGCGCAGUGUUUCUCUCUGUCCACCUGGCCCCCAUGCUUUUCUUCUGGUCAUUCCCAUUUCUGCACCAUUUUCAGAGGGAGACCUCAAAGCAGUAGAGGAGCACCUUGGGCUAUUAACUGAGAAAGUCUGGAGACACACAAUGGUGCUGUUCACCUGGGGAGAUUGGCUAGGAGACAGAGCCAUUGAGGAAUAUAUUGAGAGAGAAGGAGAGGCACUCCAACAACUUGUUGAAAAAUGUGGGAACAGGUAUCAUGUAAUGAACUGCCAUGGCUGGGAUGAUGGCUCUCAGGUCACAACACUGUUGAGGAAGGUAAAGGAGAUGGUUGUACGUAACAAAGGGCGCAAUUUCACUAUUGAACAGAAGAGUAGGCAGAAGCCAAUGCUUCACUGGUUAGCAGGAAAGGGCAUGAUGACUGAAGAGGAAUGGAACAGGAGAGAAGAGGAACUCAUAGAGCGGAUGUUGAAGGCAGUGGUGGUAGAACCAGAGGAAUCCAAACUGCCAUUUGUACAGGGGAAGAAUAGCAUUGAUUUCUUCAUCCCCAGCAUGAGCUGUGAGACUCCCUCUGAAGUUGGGAGUUCCUACAUAAAUUAUGGAGCACAUGCCAAGGUGUCUGAAUGGAGAGUGAAGUAUGCUGGGAGAUCUGCUGCAUCCUCUGGGCACGGCACUAUGAGUUCAGCAGUCAGUUACAUGGGCGAAUCUCUGGACCAAUGGGAGAAUCUAGUCAAGGAGAGUCUGGGGGAUGGCAAGAUAAGGGCAAGGAUGUUGGAUAGUCCUGCAAAGUCAGAGGCCCAGACUUAUGGGGUGAAAACCAAACGUAGGAAUUCACAUUGAGCAUAGUUCAAAAUAACAAUACUAAGAGUAAGAAAGUAAUACCUACUUUUGAGAAAAUACAUAACACAUGUACUGUUCUUGGAGCAGCUCUUGCCUUGGCUUGACACAUCUGUGGCAUAAUAUCAGGACCUCAUCCGAGGAUUGCCAUAAACAAGUUCAAUGAAGAAAGAAAAUUCUAGCAGGAUAUUUCAGCUUUGUCAUGGGAGUUUGUUGAUGUUCUUCUUUUUAGAUAAAGACGGUCGCAGAUUAUUUGUAUCUUUCCAUGAAUUUGUGUACAUAUACCCUGAGUGUACAAAACAUUAGGAACAUCUGCUCUUGCUUUCACCAGGAGAAUCCAGGGGAAAGCUGUGAUCCCUUAUUGAUGUCACUUGUUAAAUCUGCUUAAAUGAGUGUAGAUGAUCAGUAGGAGACAGGUAAAGAAGGAUUUUUAAGCCAUUUUGUGCCAUUCAGAAUGGGCAAGACAAAAGAUUUAAGUGCCUUUGAACGGGCAUGGUAGUAGGUGCCAGGCACACCGGUUUAUGUGAAGAACUGCAACACUGCUGGGUUUUUUAUGCUUAAGAGCUUCCCAUGUGUAUCAAGAAUGGUUCACCACCCAAAGGACAUCCAGCCAACUUCACACAACUGUGGGAAGCAUUGGAGACAACAUGGGCCAGCAUCCCUGUGGAACACUUUCGACACCUUGCAGAGUCCAUGCCCCAACGAAUUGAGGCUGUUCUGAGGGCAAAAGAGGGUGCAACUCAAUAUUAGGAAGGUGUUCCUAAUCUUAGGUAUACUCAGUGUACAUUAUCAAGUCAAACCAAUUAACCAAUGAUAUGUUGAACAGAUAUGUACUAUUAUGACUCUUUCAACAUGCCACUGAAAAGAUUGAGAGCUGCAAUUAAUUGUGUACCUAAUGUUUUGUACACUCAGUGUAUGUUGACAGAGAUGGGCAGUAUUUCUGUUACAUGAAUUUGAAAUACGUAUUUCAAUUAACUUUGUGUAUUCCGUAAUUUAUAUUUCACUGGCCUGAACAAAAAUUAGAUGCGUUUUGUAACAAUACACUUUAGAGACCUGUAUUUUUGUAUUUUCAAAAUAUAAAAUACUUCUCUAUUAAAAAAAUGUUUAUCCACAACUUUGUGGCCCUAAAUGUAAAUGAGCACUUGCAAAGUACACAUGGUAUUAUUUUAAUGAGCCACCCUAAAAUCUGUCUGUGCAAAAGUACAGCGUUAAUCAGUGGAAGUGGGGAUUUUUUGCAUGGAGGUCUAUGAGAGAGAGUCGAAUUUGGUCAAAAUAAAAUAUAAUUGCUAAUUUGCUAUGUGAGGCUUAUUUGAUCGAAUAUGCGUUUUUUUAUGUGUAGGUUCUACAAAAUGUACUUAUAAACAGUCAGGUUCACAAUUAUUGGCACCCUUGAUAAAGAUGAGCAAAAAAGACUGUAUGAACUAAAUAAUACAAAUACUGAAGCAAAAAAAGAAAGAAAUUAUAUUAUUUGAAAGUAAUACAAUUGCUCAGAAUUUUUUGUUGUUGUUGUAAUAUAGUAAUAAAAAAAUGUAAAAAAGAUGACGUUCAAAAUGAUUGCCACCCCUGUUUUCAAUGCUUUCAAUACCGCACCUUGCGAGGAUAAUGGCACUGAGCAUUUUUAUCAAAUGUUUUCUGAGAUUGGAGAACACAUUGGGAGGGAUAUUAGACCAUUCCUUUAUGGGGAUCUUUCUAGAUCCUUGAUAUCCAUCAUCUGGUCUUAUGAACUUCCCCACGGGGGCUGUGUGUUUGUUUGAGUGAGAAAGGCUGAGCAGAACCAAACAGUAAAAAAUCACAUCCCCUUUAUUAUCGAUGCAUCGUGCAGACAACAUCAAAAUAACCUUUCCAGAUUCUGAAGUCAGGAAACUUCGAGUUAGGUGUUAGCCAGACUAGAGGAAACCAGGUUUUGGCUAAAAUGUCCUAGGUACUUGGUAAAGUUCAUGAUGCUGCUGACCUUAACAUGGGCCCCAGGAUCAGUGGAGGCAAAAUAGCCCCAUAACAUAACAGAUCCAUAUGUUUCAGUUUUUCGACACCAAACCUACCACUGGUGUGUGUGGCUAAAGAGGUUUAUUUUCAUGUCAUCUGACCAUAGCACCAGUUUCAAUCCAAGUGCCAAUGCCGUUUAGCACUCCAGGCGGUGCUAUGGUCAGAUGAUAUGAAAAUAGAGCUCUUUGACCACACACACUAGUGGUGGGUUUGUUAAAAUACAAAUUGUUUGGGGGCAGAGCUCAUUAGAAUAGUACUCAGUGUGCUUUGCACAUUUACAUUUAGGUAAUUUAGCAGACGCUCUUAUUAAGAGCAACUAAGGUCGAUAAACAACCACAUAAAACAGUCAUAACAAGUCAAAAGUUUAUGUAACCGUUACUGAGAAUGUAGUUGUAGUUAGGGGGCUACUUGCAGAUGUAUUUUUGGUGUUUUAGUUAAAUACAUUACUUGGCAAAAGUAUUUGGUAUUUUAUUUUGAUACAUUGGUCUACAGGAUCCUUUGUAACAAGAUACAAUUCGAUGUAUCUUUGCCCAUUUCUUUAUAUUUAUUGUUGUUUUUUACGUCCCUUUUGUAUGGUGUUUUGGACCAAAUGACAAACUUUUUGGGAUAAUAAAGUUAAAGAUAUGCUCUGGAACUUUGGAGACUACUAAGUAUUUUUUAAACCUCUCGCUUUGGGCUGGAUGUGUCAAUGUGUAGUUCAUACAUGCAUCAUCUAUGAGCAGAAGGACUGUCUAACCUCCAUUUAAAAGUAGUCAAUUUCUUCUACUUCUAUGAGUUGGUAAACAAACUGAAAGGGUGUACACUGCUACCGCGAGUGUGUUGUCUGAACAGACAAAAAGCCAAGGUUGGUGAUUUACUGCCAUCUGCAGAUAUGGAAUCCCUUUCUCUCACAUGUAGAGUGGACACCACCAGAGGGAACUGUGGCCUUUCCUCAAUUGGAUUUUAUCGACUCAUCGCGUCAUCUCCUCCCAUCCUUUCCUCUCCUCAGUGAGGAAGUGAGGAAAGGAAACGUGGAAACAAAGGCGCUUGUAAGAAAUGAGACUCAUUCUCCACUAGCAAAUUAUGUUCAUAGGGGUGGAAUCCCAAAAUACAUGUGUAAAGUGGUAAAAAGAAGUGCAGCUGGUAGUGCUAUACAUUUUAUAUAUAAAUGGAUAAUUAGCGGAUAAUUUUUAAGUGUGUGCAAGCAUGCUUUUCUCCUCUGAGAAACAACAGCCGUUUGCAGGGGGUGUGGCUGAUUUCAAAAGUCUUCUACAGUAGGAUACACCUGAGCAUCCUCCACCGGAGGAGGCAAUUGAAGAGAGUAGGAAAAUCCUUCAUUCGCCUAAUAACGAAUUGACACUCUCCUACAUUUGUCAACCACUUUUCAGUUUUCGGGUCACUGAGGAUUUUAUCCAAUUGAGAAAAGGCCUAUGGGUCUAUCCUCCCUAUCAGUAAGCUUAAGCCCUUCCCCAUCCACUAUCCCACCUACUCUGAUUAAGGACAUUGACGACCGGAACGUCAUGUUUUUAAUAGUUGCAUAAAUAAAAUAUCAAGUUUCUAAUAGUGAGCAAGCACUGCGCCUGUUUGUGCUGAAAGUGAUAACCCUUUCUGCUUUACUUCUGUAUCUAGUCCCAUACUGUUUUAAUUUAAUCUACCAGAUCCCUUUUAGGAUGAUUUUUGAUUUACGAAUAUUGAUACAUUUGAAUGAUUGAUUGAUUAAGUGUCGAAAGUAAACAAAAUAUCCCAAAACUGCCUUCAUAAAUCAACUACAGCCAAGGUAGAAGGAAAAUCGUGUUAGUUUGUAUUCUGAGUAAACUAUCUCUUUAAAGAUGAUGUAGUGUGAGUUUGAAACAAUAACACUUACCCUCAGAUUCCAAGUUGUUUUUGCUAAGCAACAUUUGCAAAUGGUUUUGAAUUACUCUACAGUAUUUUCUGGUAUCAUAAAAUUCAUUGCAGCACUCAACCUUUUCAGUGGCAUGUUGAAAGAGUUAUACAGUAGAUGAGAGUCACAUACAAUUAACAUAUCAUUGGUUAAUUGGUUUGCCUUGAUAAUGUACUCCUGGGGCAAUGGACGUUCAGGAGAACAUUUAUAGAAUGUUAACAUAGAAAUGUAUUGUGUAGAUCAAAUAUGACAAUAUGAUUGGAAUAGUAUAGGAGAUUGUGUAUGCUCUAUUCAUGAUAGUUCAUGUUCAACAUGCUGUUCCAGAUACAGCCCUACCAUUAAUUGAAGACAGCCAAUCCAAUAGUUUCUGAAAAGUAGUCACUUCCUGAGAUCUGCAUUAAAAUAAAUUGUUUAGGUAGUUGCUUUGUCGGAUCUGUUUUCAAAUGGGUCAAUAAGUAUUCAACCCCUUUCUUAUGGUAAGCCUAAAUAAGUUCAAGCCUAAGUUCAAGCAUAAGAGCGCAUAAGAGCGUCUGCUAAAUUACGUAAAUGUAAGUAACAAGUCACAUAAUACGUUGCAUGGAGAAAACUGAGGAUGGAUCAACAACAUUGUAGUUAUUCCAAUAUCCACAAUACUAACCUAAUUGACAGACU
This is a messenger RNA of Salmo salar (Atlantic salmon), 7206 nucleotides long. The record is from RefSeq and is a predicted model, not a curated record. NCBI's taxonomy places the organism in Eukaryota, Metazoa, Chordata, Actinopteri, Salmoniformes, Salmonidae.